Messenger RNA from Pelobates fuscus (common spadefoot toad), 2913 nucleotides. RefSeq names its product zinc finger protein ZFP2-like. Gene Ontology annotation, molecular function: RNA polymerase II cis-regulatory region sequence-specific DNA binding; DNA-binding transcription factor activity, RNA polymerase II-specific. Bases 348 to 2372 code for a protein of 674 amino acids. Gene Ontology annotation, cellular component: nucleus. Lineage: Eukaryota; Metazoa; Chordata; Amphibia; Anura; Pelobatidae. The record is from RefSeq and is a predicted model, not a curated record. The transcript has 7 exons. Gene Ontology annotation, biological process: regulation of transcription by RNA polymerase II.
CUUUUUAUUAUUGGCAGUACCUACAUGUCCUAAUCUGCCUGAUUUUUUUGGGGUUUAAACUCCAGGGCACUGCUGCUGUUUACAGCCAUGGGCAUUAAUCUGGUUCCUCUAAUGAUAGUUGCGCUGUUUCUGUGGAGGUCUGUUAUACCAGCGUGCAUAUCUAAUGUAUGUUGCCCUGACAUUAGGGAUCCACAUACUGCACAGUCGCUGUUCAGUCAUGCAUUAUAGUGAAUAAUGUACAGUUGAUGUCACUCAUUGUAUAGGGUUUGAAAACAUUACCUGAUAGUUGGAAUUACUAAAUUUAAAAAACGAAAAGUUACAGCUUCAAUUUUGUGGUUGGUUUGAAAAUGUGGAAUACAUUUUUUAUGAAAUGUCUUUUAAUCCCAACAACAGAAACCAUUUUACACUGGCAAGGAACACAAUCCAAUACCUUUCAGAAAGAGAAAAAGAUGAACAAGGGCAAACUGCUAACAAGUGAGGUAAUCUUCAAUCACAGCCUGGAAAUCCUCUGCAUUGUGACUGGAGAGGAUUGUAUAGUUGUAAAGAAACAUGUGGACAUUGACACAUGCAGCAGCAGUGCCCUUGUAUCAGGAGAUUUAUGUGCAACACAGACCACCUUGUAUGAACCACAACCUAAUUCUGUUAUGAAAGAGACUGUUAAUGAUACUGCCCCAGAUUUUGCAAAGAUGCUGGAACAAGCUCAAAAGAUACUCCAAGUCCUCAAUGAAGAGUUUCCUUGCUUUUCUGGUUCUGACCCAGGCAGCGAAAAUGGCAAACACUACUGUAAGGAUCAGAUCCAAUUCUCUGAACACCUGACUAACUUGGUUAAAUUAGUUAACAAAAUGAAGACUGAUAAGAAUCAAAUUAAUGGAAAAAUCUUAAGUCAUACCUUGGAGAUCAUCCAUCUCCUAACUGGCGAGGAUCAUAUAGUGGUGAAGAGGCCUAGUGACAAUGUCAAUGCAGACAGCAGUCCCUGUGUGCCAGAAGAAGACAGCAGUGCACAGAAUGUCAGCAAAGAUCCGACACCAAAUGCACUGAUACUUGAGAGAAACAAUGCAAAGAAUAUUCUGGAUCUAACCAAUAAAAUUAUCAAUGUACUCGCUGCAAGGGAGCUUCAAAAGUGCGAUGGUGGUGAGGUCAAUUCCACCAUGGAAGGAUAUUUCAAAGCUUAUGAGAAUUUUGUGAAGGACAGUGAAGAGGACCAGCCCCUCGUCUCACACGAGACUUCUGCAAAUAGAGAGAGGACUGCUGAGUACUCAAAGAGUGACAUAGAUGAGCUCAGUCCUGGUUCCACAGAAGAGCUCCAAAACAGAAGGAAAUCAAGUAGAAGGAAGAGCAAGCCAGUGAGGAUUAUGUCUGCAGAUGUACCUGCAUGUACAAGAACAUUUUCAGUUUGCUCCACUAGCUGUAAAAGGAAAACUCAUACAGAGGACAAAAGUGUAGUUACUCUUAGUACAGAUUACAACAAAGGAGAUGCAAAUGUAGCACAGAAUGAUAAAAAUAUACCUACAGAAUAUAAAUGUUCAGAUUGUUUUGAGACAUUUCAAUGUAAAUUUGAAUUUACAUCACAUGAGUGUGCACAAAAAACAGAGAAUCUGUCCUCGAAUUUUCAUAAAGGAAUGUUAAAAAAUGAACCUGAAGAGGAAACCUGUCCGUCCGAGAUGGUCAUACAUCGUACAAGAUGCUCUGGAGCAAAACCAUAUUUAUGUACCCAGUGUGGGAAAUAUUUCAGCAAAAGUUCGCACCUUGCUACACAUCAAAGAGUUCACACUGGAGAAAAACCAUAUAAGUGUUUGGAUUGUGGAAAACGUUUUACAAGUAGUUCCACACUUGUUGACCAUGAGCGGAUUCAUAGGGGAGAGAAACCUUUUGUUUGUUCGGAUUGUGGAAAAAGUUUUACUAAGAACUCAAAUCUUGUUGACCAUCAGAGAACUCACACAGGAGAAAGGCCAUUUGCAUGUAGGGAGUGUGGAAAGUGUUUUGCCAGAAGCUCCAACCUUGCUGAACACCUAAAGAUUCAUACUGGUGAAAAAUCAUGUGUUUGCCCUGAAUGUGGUAAAGCCUUUUCCAGAACUUCAAGUCUUCUGGAGCACCAGAAGAUUCACACUGGAGGAGAAACCUUUAUAUGUUCUGAAUGUGGUCAGUGUUUUACCAAGAACUCUAGUCUUGUCAGACACCAGAGCAUUCACACAGGAGAGAAACCAUUUGUAUGCACAGAAUGUGGUAAAGGUUUCUCCAACAGUUCAAAUCUUGUUCGACAUCAAAUUACUCACACUGGAGAAAGACCAUUUAUGUGCCCAAUUUGUGGGAGAUGUUUCAACCAGAACUCAAACUUAAUUUCACACAAAAAAACUCAUAAAGAUUGUGUGUGACUGUUAACACCAUUAACUGGAGGAAACAAAUGUUGAGUUUUGCUUUGUUUUUAAUUUUCAGAGUUGUAAAUUAUCACCAUUUUUAAGAGUCCCAUAGCAAGAAAUGUGAAAUAUAAGCUGUGUAGUUUGUGUGAAAAUGAGAGGAUCGAGUAAAAGAUGACAUUGGCUUGUUUCAUGAUUACUGCAACAUUUUACAUCUUGGAGUUAUAAUUAGAGUGUACAAAAACCAUACAGUUUUAACAAAUGAGCAAAUCAUGUUGCAUGCUAACAUUAUGAAAUUUCUAUUUUUCUAUAUAUUUUUUAAGCAUUACUGUAAAUUUCUGAUAAAAUAUGGGAGAAAACUACUGUCUGCUUCAAUAGAAAUGUAUUUGUGUGCUCUUUCCCCAUUUUGUAAAUGUUUUUAUGAGUCAUUUAUCGUUAGGUCUGGGUAUAGAGAUUUCAAAUUUAAGCAUUUUAAAGACUUUGAUUACAUUUUUAUACACAUAAUAUUUAAAUCUAUACUUACUGUCAAAUCAUAUCGUGAAAUUAAGUUCAUGUUGUA